Molecule: messenger RNA, 3657 nt
Organism: Sorex fumeus (smoky shrew)
Lineage: Eukaryota; Metazoa; Chordata; Mammalia; Eulipotyphla; Soricidae
Gene: OSBPL7
Product: oxysterol binding protein like 7
Exons: 23
Coding region: 226-2736 (836 amino acids)
Cellular component (GO): cytosol; plasma membrane; intracellular membrane-bounded organelle
Molecular function (GO): cholesterol binding
Source: RefSeq, a predicted model, not a curated record
UCCGGCUGGAGGGGAGGCUCCGACGUCGCCUUCCUUCCUGGUUCCUGCAGCAGCUGCUGCCGCUGCUCAGCCCCGCGACGAGGGAGCGGGCGACCCGGAGACUGUGACUCAGAGGCAGCGCGGCGCACGGGCCAAGGAGCACGGGGCGUCCAUGGACCCUGGGGGCCCCCUCAGACCAGGUGACGCCCACCCAAGACUGCCUUAGGGAGGGGCUGUGCCUUCUCCAUGGACUUCCAGGAGCGGGACCCCCCCUCGCUGGCCGAGAGGACCCAGUCUGCGAAGUCCAGCAGCACCCAGCAGGCCUCAGAGCUGUGGGAGGAGGUAGCGGAGCCUCGGGGCAGGCAGGGGCCUGAGGGGAUCAUGCCGGACCGGCAGGAAGGUCACCUGCUCAAGAAGAGGAAGUGGCCUCUGAAGGGCUGGCACAAGAGAUACUUUGUUCUGGAGGAUGGAAUCCUGCACUACGCAACCACCCGGCAAGAUAUCACCAAGGGGAAGCUCCAUGGCUCCAUUGAUGUCCGAUUAUCCGUCAUGUCCGUCAACAGAAAGGCCCAGCGCAUUGACCUGGACACUGAAGACAACAUCUACCACCUCAAGAUCAAAUCCCAGGAAAUGUUCCAGAGCUGGGUGGCCCAGCUGCGUGCCCACCGCCUGGCCCAGCGCCUGGAUGUGUCACGAGGCUCGCUGCCCAGCACUGCCCACCGGAAGGCUCCUGGUGCCCAGACAGCAGCGGGUACUGCAGCCAUCCCUGGGCUGGGGCCACGGGAGAAGGUGUCCUCCUGGCUGAGGGACAGCGACGGGCUAGACCGCUGUUCCCAUGAGCUCUCUGAGUGCCAGGGCAAGCUCCAGGAGCUGCACCGGCUCCUCCAGAGUCUGGAGUCUCUGCAUCGCAUCCCCUCCGCCCCCGUCAUCCCCACGCACCAGGCCUCGGUGACUGCCGAGAGGCCCAAGAAGGGGAAGCGGACGAGCCGCAUGUGGUGUACCCAGAACUUUGCCAAGGACGACACCAUCGGACGGGUCGGACGUCUCCACGGCUCUGUCCCCAACCUGUCUCGCUACCUGGAGUCCCGGGACACCUCGGGUCCCCGAGGGCUGCCGCCCCCCGACUAUGCCCACCUGCAGCGCAGUUUCUGGGCCCUGGCCCAGAAGGUACACACCUCCCUCAGCAGUGUCCUGGCCGCCCUCACCACCGAGCGGGACCGCCUCCGAGACCUGCACCAGGGCUCUGAGCUGCCGAGGCUGGGGGUCUCUGAGGCCUCCACCGCCUCGAGGCGCCUCCACUCUCUGUCCAUCUCCUCCGACACCACUGCGGACUCCUUCAGCUCCCUGAACCCCGAGGAGCAGGAAGCUCUGUACAUGAAGGGGCGCGAGCUGACCCCGCAGCUGUCCCAGAGCAGCGUCCUGUCCCUCGCUGACUCACACACAGAGUUCUUUGAUGCCUGUGAGGUGCUCCUAUCGGCCAGCUCUUCCGAGAACGAGGGCACCGAGGAGGAGGAGGAGUCAUGUGCCAGCGAGGUCACCACCAGCCUGUCAGAGGAACUGCUGGAGCUCAGGGGGGUGGAGCCAUGGCAGAAAGGCAGAGCUCCUGGGCCUCCCCGUCGCCGUUGCCUGCCUGCCGCCAGCGGCCCCGGGGCCGACGUGAGUCUGUGGAACAUCCUGCGGAACAACAUCGGCAAGGACCUGUCCAAGGUGUCCAUGCCCGUGCAGCUCAAUGAGCCGCUCAACACGCUGCAGCGGCUGUGCGAGGAGCUGGAGUACAGCAGCCUCCUGGACCAGGCCAGCCGGCUGGCCGACCCCUGCGAGCGCAUGGUGUACGUGGCCGCCUUCGCCGUCUCCGCCUACUCCUCCACCUACCACCGCGCCGGCUGUAAACCCUUCAACCCAGUCCUGGGGGAGACUUACGAGUGCGAGCGGCCCGACCGGGGCUUCCGCUUCAUCAGUGAGCAGGUCUCCCACCACCCCCCUAUCUCGGCAUGCCACGCGGAGUCUGAGAACUUCAUCUUCUGGCAAGACAUGAAGUGGAAAAACAAGUUCUGGGGAAAAUCCCUGGAGAUUGUGCCGGUGGGGACUGUCAACGUCCGCCUGCCCAGGUUUGGGGAUCACUUUGAGUGGAACAAGGUCACGUCUUGCAUCCACAACAUCCUGAGCGGCCAGCGCUGGAUCGAACACUACGGGGAGGUGCUGAUCCGGAACACGCAGGACAGCUCCUGCCACUGCAAGAUCACCUUCUGCAAGGCCAAGUACUGGAGCUCCAACGUCCACGAGGUGCAGGGCGCCGUGUUCAGCCGGAGCGGCCGUGUUCUCCACCGACUCUUCGGAAAGUGGCAUGAGGGGCUGUACCGGGGUCCCCCGCCCGGUGGUCAGUGCAUCUGGAAGCCCAACUCGAUGCCCCCAGACCACGAGCGAAACUUUGGCUUCACUCAAUUCGCCUUGGAACUGAACGAGCUGACGUCAGAGUUGAAACGGUCGCUGCCAUCCACGGACACGCGGCUCCGUCCAGACCAGAGGUACCUGGAAGAGGGGAACAUACAGGCUGCUGAGGCCCAGAAGAGACGCAUCGAGCAGCUGCAGCGAGACCGGCGCCGAGUGAUGGAGGAGAACAACAUCGCCCACCAGGCGCGCUUCUUCAGGCGGCAGACGGACAGCAGUGGGAAGGAGUGGUGGGUGACCAACAACACAUACUGGCGGCUGCGGGCUGAACCUGGCUACGGGAACCUGGAUGGGGCUGUGUUGUGGUAGCCCCGGCCUUGGGGCAGGAGACCCGGCUUCCUGCCUCCUGCCUCCGCGCCCACAGACACAUGAGUGAGACCAGGCUCCUGGAGGACCGAGGGGCACCUCUGGCUCUGCCUGCUCCCCUCUGCUGGCCAGGGGGGCUGCACACCCCAGCACAUCGCCCACCCCGUGUCCGGGGUGGGAAACAGAAUUCCUGCUCUUCUAGUCUCGUUGUCCCAGACCACCGGCAUGUAAGACCCUUCUUGCUCUGUCUUCCCCCUCUCUCUCCCCCUGGUCACCUGGGGGAGACGUCAGGCUCUCCAGGAUCUGUUCCCCAUUUCAGUGCCUUCCUAGGACACAGGGGACUCCUUGAUGCUCCCCAGGCUUCCCAUGCCCAGGGCCCAGCCUCAGCUGUGUGGUUGGAUGCGUGAAGGAGAGGAGAAGGGUUUCUCUCCCCCCCUUUGCUCCUGUCCUGGCCUCAUGGGGCUCCCUUGGCUCAGUCCCCAAACUGCAAAAACGCCUGCAGCUUCUAGCACCUUCCUUGGUCCCCAAGUGGUUUCCUUCAGACCCAGCUCAGUGGAUCCCCCAGAACUGAUGAAACCUCUCCAAGAGGUGGGGAGCUGGCGGAGCAGAUAGGGCACCUGGCUCCACACCCCCACCCCAAUGUGUGAGCUGUUGUGUGUGUGUGUGUGUGUGUGUGAGCUGUCACAUGUGUGUGUGUGAGCUGUCACAUGUGUGUGUGAGAGAGCAUGUGUGUGUGCAUGCAUGCGUGUGUGUGUGUGUGCGCGCGCGCUGUGUGUGCUGUAUGUGCUGCUCGCGGGCGAGCGGGGUCCCCAAUGUAGCCGGGUGCCGUGCUGCUGCGCGCCCCCCACCAUUGCUGCUCAUUCUUGCAGUCUGCCUCUAAUGACGGUGAAUGGCUGUGACAUUCCAAGCGCCAAUAAAAAUUGU